Messenger RNA from Branchiostoma belcheri (Belcher's lancelet), 1578 nucleotides. Its product is annotated as protein FAM198B-like. The record is from RefSeq and is a predicted model, not a curated record. The coding region runs from base 1 to 1578 and encodes 525 amino acids. NCBI's taxonomy places the organism in Eukaryota, Metazoa, Chordata, Leptocardii, Amphioxiformes, Branchiostomatidae. Gene Ontology annotation, cellular component: Golgi apparatus. The transcript is spliced from 4 exons.
AUGGCCUUUACGGCCCCACGGCCGGGAGGGACCCCACACUGCACUUCGCCCAGGAAUCCGGCAGAGGUCGGUGGAAAAGUCCACACGCCGGGCGGAGGGCGGCAGCAGGUCAUCGCGGGUGUUUGUUUCAGUCGUCUGGCCGCCGUGCGAGUCGGGCUGGGCUGGCGGGCGAUGCGUCCCCGAGCCCUCAAAACAAUCCUUGCUCUCCUCGCUCUAGCGAACGCUACGGUUGUGUGCGUGUUGUACGGCGUCAUGUCUAACACUCGUGUCGAGUCUCGGCCCAGUGUCGUGCGAUUAAACCCGACACAGACACAACCCUCCACGACCUCCAGGCGACCAGAAGUCGACGAGGCUACAGACGCGCAGAACACCCGAGGCCCGCGUCGAAACGUCCGCUACCUGACGUACCAACCCGACUACAACAGGAAACAUUUCAGAACGUUCACAGUCAGGAAAGUCACCCAACAACAAAACGUACAACAGCCGCGACUGGCAAGUGUCAGCGAAAGACUGAGUAGGAAAAAACUCCGAGGUAGCCACAGUGUUACAAGAACGGUAGCAGCACACAGACGAGAUACGAAAGAGAACAUCAGAGUGUACGCUCUGCCUCCAUGGUUCACGGAGUCUGACCUUAUAGACAUGCACAGGCUAGCUGAAGAGAACAUGACAUUUGCUGGGAAAGACACUAGAGGUGUAGACUGGUGGACUUUGGGCACAGCUGGAGAAACGUCGGAAGUGCUUCUGACUGAAGAAGGGGAAAUAGGCGCCAUGGAGUGUAAGAACCACUGCGUUAUUGUUGAUGAUGAAAAAAAGUUACAUCAGGUGUUCGCAUUCCACCUCGACCGCGUUCUCGGAAUCAACCGGACUUUACCGAUGGUGGCCCGAUCUUUCACGACGGAUAACGACGUGAGACGAAGGCUCACGAUCCGGCCCGUCAGCCUGUGGGACCCGUCCAUUCUCGUCACAGGUAGCGGCCAUUCGUCCAUGUACAUUCACUGGAACACGUACCAACAAAUGUUGAAAAGCCAUUGUUGGGGGAAAGGGCCAGGGAGUAUAAGCAAACGGCCAAAAGGCAACUAUCAUUGCACCGACGUCCUGCAUUCGGAAUGGUGUAGGAUGGCUAUGCUCGACUUUCUUCUACAGAUCUACGACCGGCUGGACCGGAGCUGUUGCGGAUUCCAUCCUACCCCCUCGGAGCCGUGCGUGUUAGAAGCGACACACAGCGACUGUCAGAAUGACGACAGGGUGAUGCUGGACCACAUCCUGCAGCGGCGCGGGGACACCAGACACCUGGUGCUGGUGGAAAACAACGCCAGGUUCAACGUCAGCGAGAACAGGCUGAACUACAGGCUACUGGAGGGCAUUGAUGUGUUCCCCAAGUCUGCCGUGGCCCUGUUGAAGACCCCGGGCCGCCUGAGACAGAACCUUGUCCAGUCGCUGUUCACGGACAGACAGUACUGGGAGGCGAGCGGAGGGAGACACGGCGUGGAGAGGCUGAUUGACGUCAUCGAGGCUCGAGCGAAGGCGCUGCUACGUCAUAUGAAAGAGAAGAAGAUCAGAGUUGCUCAGAUGCACUGA